AUGCGUAUCUAUGGUGCUUCUCCAGAAGUUUCCAUGGUGCUUCUCAUGAAUAUUCCUCGACCCUUCGACACCAACACAACCGCUACAUUCUCAAUUCAAUCAAAUGGUCUAAGCAUCAGUUGGGACGGAUACACUAAGGGAUGCGCAAGCAUUCGUGAGGAUAACGCUGGAGUACCAACUAGCACUUGUUAUGAUAUUUCGACAACUAACCAAGGCGGCUACACAAAGGUUGGAAAAGUGUGA
Messenger RNA from Necator americanus (New World hookworm), 243 nucleotides. RefSeq lists its product as uncharacterized. The coding region runs from base 1 to 243 and encodes 80 amino acids. The transcript is spliced from 4 exons. The record is from RefSeq and is a predicted model, not a curated record. Lineage: Eukaryota; Metazoa; Nematoda; Chromadorea; Rhabditida; Ancylostomatidae.